AUGAUUAUUAAGGUACCAUCAUCAUCAUCAUCCUUCUUCUGUCUCCUCCUCUUAUUGGUCUUCCUUUUGGCCACUUCCAUUGCUGCUCCUUCUUCUUCUUCAUUCAGAGUAGUUGAUUCCACUUCCAUUAAUAAUUAUGGUUUUGAUCAUCAACGAGGAGCAAUGGAGGCUCUCCUUCAAUGGAAGUCCAGCCUUAUUCAUCUUCGUUAUAACAAUUCUCGUCCACUACUUCCUUCAUGGACACUACAAAUGAUGGCAGCAAAUGGAAGCAGCAGCAGUAGCACCAACCCAUGCAAGUGGGAGGGAAUUACUUGCAAUGAGGCAGCAGCUGGAGUCAUCACCAUAAUAAACCUACCCAGCAUGGAUUUGCAAGGUACGCUCCAUCACUUUAACUUCUCAUCCUUCCCUGCCCUACUCCGUCUUGAUCUCCAUGACAAUUCACUUUUUGGACCCAUCCCACCCACCAUUGCCAACCUUUCCAAACUCACCCACCUCCAUCUCUGCAUCAAUCGCUUCUCUGGGAACAUCCCAUCACAGAUUUCCCUAUUGAUGAUGACUCUUACUGAGCUUGAUUUGCACGAUAACAAUCUCACCGGCUCAAUCCUUGUAGCUUUAGGUGCUUUGAAGAAUCUGAAAAUUCUACAUCUCGGUGAAAAUCAACUUUCUGGUCCUAUUCCCCGUGGAAUAUUUGGGAACCUUAGCAGCCUCACUGUGCUUAAUGUCUCUGCCAAUUACUUCCUAAAUGGUUCGAUUCCUAACACCGUUGGAAAUUUGAGCAAGUUAAACAUCAUAGACCUCUCUGUCAAUUCUCUCUCUGGUUCCAUUCCAAUGGAAAUUGGAAACUUGAGAUCUCUUAUUCUACUACAUUUGGGGCUCAAUAGUCUCACUGCUUCAAUACCUUCUUCUUUUGGAAAUUUGAGCAAGCUAAACUUCAUAUAUCUUGGUUCAAAUUCCCUCUCUGGUUCCAUUCCAAUUGAAAUUGGAAACCUGACCAAUCUUCAUGAGCUAAAAUUGUGGGGAAACCGUCUUACAGGCUCUAUCCCUCCAGAAAUUGGAAACUUGAAAUCUCUUACUUAUCUUAGUUUGGCGUUCAAUUGUCUCAGUGGUUCAAUACCUGCUUCUUUUGGAAAUUUGAGCAAGCUAAACUUCUUACAACUGUAUAACAAUUCACUCUCUGGUUCCAUUCCAAUGGAGAUUGGAAACCUGAUCAAUCUUCAUGAGCUAGAGUUGGAGUAUAAUUUUUUGACAGGUGCAAUCCCUCCAGAAAUUGGAAACUUGAGAUCUCUUAUUCUACUACAUUUGGGGUCCAAUAGUCUCACUGGUUCAAUACCUUCUUCUUUUGGAAAUUUGAGCAAGCUAAACUUCAUAUACCUUGGUUCAAAUUCACUCUCUGGUUCCAUGCCAAAGGAAAUUGGAAACCUAACCAAUCUUCAUGAGCUAAAAUUGUGGGGAAACAGUCUUACAGGCUCUAUCUCUCCAGAAAUUGGAAACUUGAGAUCUCUUAAUUAUCUUAGUUUGGGGGAAAAUAGUCUCACUGGUUCAAUACCUGCUUCUUUUGGAAAUUUGAGCAAACUAAACUUCUUACACCUGUAUAACAAUUCACUCUCUGGUUCCAUUCCAAUGGAAAUUGGAAAUCUGACCUAUCUUCAUGAGCUAAAAUUGUGGGGAAAUCGUCUUACAGGCUCUAUCCCUCCAGAAAUUGGAAACUUGAAAUCUCUUACUUAUCUUAGUUUGGCGUUCAAUUGUCUCAGUGGUUCAAUACCUGCUUCUUUUGGAAAUUUGAGCAAGCUAAACUUCUUACAACUGUAUAACAAUUCACUCUCUGGUUCCAUUCCAAUGGAGAUUGGAAACCUGAUCAAUCUUCAUGAGCUAGAGUUGGAGUAUAAUUUUUUGACAGGUGCAAUCCCUCCAGAAAUUGGAAACUUGAGAUCUCUUAUUCUACUAAAUUUGGGGUCCAAUAGUCUCACUAGUUCAAUACCUUCUUCUUUUGGAAAUUUGAGCAAGCUAAACUUCAUAUACCUUGGUUCAAAUUCACUCUCUGGUUCCAUGCCAAAGGAAAUUGGAAACCUAACCAAUCUUCAUGAGCUAAAAUUGUGGGGAAACAGUCUUACAGGCUCUAUCUCUCCAGAAAUUGGAAACUUGAGAUCUCUUAAUUAUCUUAGUUUGGGGGAAAAUAGUCUCACUGGUUCAAUACAUGCUUCUUUUGGAAAUUUGAGCAAACUAAUCUUCUUACACCUGUAUAACAAUUCACUCUCUGGUUCCAUUCCAAUGGAAAUUGGAAACCUGACCUAUCUUCAUGAUCUAAAAUUGUGGGGAAAUCGUCUUACAGGCUCUAUCCCUCCAGAAAUUGGAAACUUGAGAUCUCUUACUUAUCUUAGUUUGGCGUUCAAUUGUCUUAGUGGUUCAAUACCUGCUUCUUUUGGAAAUUUGAGCAAGCUAAACUUCUUACACAUGUAUAACAAUUCACUCUCUGGUUCCAUUCCAAUGGAAAUUGGAAACUUGAGAUCUCUUAAUUAUCUUAGUUUGUGGGGAAAUAGUCUCACUGGUUCAAUACCUGCUUCUUUUGGAAAUUUGAGCAAGCUAAACUUCUUACACCUAUAUAACAAUUCACUCUCUGGUUCCAUUCCAAUGGAAAUUGGAAACCUAGCCCAUCUUCAUGAGCUAAAAUUGUACUAUAACCGUCUUACAGGCUCUAUCCCUCCAGAAAUUGGAAACUUGAGAUCUCUUACUUCUCUUGGUUUGAGUCUUAAUAAUCUCACUGGCACGCUUCCUGCUUCUUUUGUAAAUUUGACCAAUCUAGUUUAUAUUGGUCUUCAUUACAACCAAUUGUCUGGUCAAGUACCCAAGGGGAUCAACAAUUUUACAAAAUUACAAUCCUUGCAUCUUGGAGACAAUCAUUUUACCGGGUAUUUACCACAACACAUAUGCAAUAGUGUGUCACUCACAUCAAUUUCUGCAGAUAGUAACCAUUUCAUAGGCCCGAUUCCCAAAAACAUGAUAAACUGCACCAGUCUAACAAUGGUCCGGCUUCAAAACAACCAUCUGACGGGAAACAUAUCAGAAGUAUUCGGUGUUUACCCGAAUUUAACUUACAUCGAUCUAAGCUACAAUCAAUUGUCUGGUGAGAUUUCACAAAAUUGGGCAAAGUGCCUAAAAUUAUUAGGCCUAAAAAUCUCAGGAAACAAGAUUUCUGGUCAAAUACCACCUGAGCUUGGAGACUCAACUCAAUUGCAAGGACUCGAGCUUUCUUCGAAUCUCCUGGUUGGACAGAUUCCAAUAGAAAUGGGGAGGCUUAGCUCUUUGGUGACACUAAAGUUGAACGACAACCAACUCUCUGGAACCGUACCUAAGGAGGUGGGAUUGCUCUCCAAACUUCAGCAACUUGACCUCUCAAUGAACAACCUAUGGGGGUCUGUUCCAAAUCAACUAGGGAAAUGCACAAAUCUUAUUUACUUGAAUUUGGGCAAGAAUAGAUUCAGCAGAAGCAUUCCAGAUGAAAUUGGUAAUUUAGUUUCCCUACAGAUGCUACUGGACCUUAGUUGUAACUUGUUCACAGGAGAGAUCCCUCCACAGUUUGGAAGGUUGGACAAGUUAACAAAUUUGAAUCUCUCUCAUAAUAAGUUGUUCGGCUCCUUUCCAUCUACUGUCGCUACAAUGCUCAGCUUGAUAACCGUUGAUGUAUCCUACAAUGAGUUAGAGGGUCCACUACCUGAUAAUCGAGCCUUCCAAAAUGCUCCAAUGGAAGCUUUCAUUCACAAUAAAGGUUUGUGUGGCAAUGCCACAGGUUUACGACCUUGCAUUUCUAAGCUAUCCCCAAAAGAGAGCCACAAAGUCAUCCUUAUUAUGAUCAUAUCUCUCUUAGCAAUACUGUUGUUUCUUCUAUUUGCAUUUCUUGGGACUUUUUUGUAUUUUUGCCGCCGGAGGAAGAGAUGCAUAGAAGAGGAGAAUCCAAUUUCAAACCAACAACGUCGUAGAGAAGAACUGUUUACAAUAUGGAAUUAUGAUGGGAGGAUAGCAUACCAAGAAAUCAUUGAAGCAACUGAGCAAUUCGACCCAAAAUAUUGCAUUGGCAUGGGAAGACAUGGAAGUGUUUAUAAAGCAGAGUUGUCAUCAGGUCAACUAGUAGCUGUUAAGAAGUUCACAUCUUCUUCGGAUGAUGACGACGAGAUUUCUGAUCCAGAAACUUUCAGAAACGAAAUUCAAAUGAUGACAGAAGUGCGACAUCGAAACAUCGUGAAAAUGUACGGUUUUUGUUCCCACAUGCGGCACUCGUUUUUGGUAUAUGAAUAUGUGGAGAGAGGAAACUUGGCUAAGAUCCUAAGCAUAGAAGUAGAAGCAGUAGAACUGGAUUGGAUUAGAAGGUUUAAUAUUGUUAAAGGUGUAGCCGAGGCUCUAGCUUACUUGCACCAUGACUGCUCACCCCCAAUAAUUCAUCGAGACAUAUCGAGCAAAAACAUUUUGUUGGAUUCAAACUUUGAGCCUCAUGUAUCGGACUUCGGCAUUAGUAGACUUCUAAAACCCGAUUCAUCCCAUUGGACAGCUCUUGCAGGAACAUAUGGAUACUUUGCACCAGAGCUUGCUUACACAAUGAGGGUGACUGAAAAAUGUGAUGUUUAUAGUUUUGGCAUAGUAACAAUGGAAGUGAUAAUGGGAAAGCAUCCUAGAGAAUGUAUCUCUACUUUGCCAUCAUUAUCUUCAAUUGAGCAAAACAUGUGGCUGAAGGAUAUAGUUGACCAGCGGAUCUCACCUCCCACAAAUCAGUUUGUUGAGAAAUUGGUUUCGCUUAUGAAGUUGGCAUUUUCUUGUUUGCAUGAAAAUCCACAAUCUCGGCCAACCAUGCAACAAGUGUCUCAAGAGCUACCAAUUUGCAAAAUUUCUUAA
Messenger RNA from Telopea speciosissima, 4881 nucleotides. RefSeq names its product probable leucine-rich repeat receptor-like protein kinase At1g35710. Gene Ontology annotation, cellular component: plasma membrane. Gene Ontology annotation, molecular function: protein kinase activity; protein binding; ATP binding. The transcript is spliced from 2 exons. The record is from RefSeq and is a predicted model, not a curated record. Lineage: Eukaryota; Viridiplantae; Streptophyta; Magnoliopsida; Proteales; Proteaceae. The coding region runs from base 1 to 4881 and encodes 1626 amino acids. Gene Ontology annotation, biological process: hormone-mediated signaling pathway; protein phosphorylation.